GGGAAGACCACCGAGGGCCGGCCGAGCAGGGAGGACCAGUCCCGGGAGAGCCACCCUCUCAGUUUCCCCUCCGCUCUCCGCCCAGUUUCCCGUCUUCGGGCAGUCCUCCUCGGGCGGCGACAGGUCACCGAAAUCUGCGUCUGGACAGGGGCCCCGCCUUCUCCCCGUAAACCUAAAGGAAGGUGUGAGGUAAAAUGGCUCUGCCCAUUUGGAGUUUCCAUCUUCCUUCUAAAAAUCCAAUUUGGAGGGCCAGAACUUCACAUCCUCCCUGCCUGAGCAGACUAUUCCAGGGAUUUCCUGCCCAAGGCAGCCGGGGUGCAAAUUUCCCAGUUCCAGGUCCCCGAGUCUUCUACGGCCCACCCCGACAUGGCCGCCGUCGUCUUCUCUUCUCUGGGACGUGCACGCCCAAGCUCGCUUUCUUGGGCACCUCUCCUCCCGGGACCGUCACGGCCGGUCGGGAAGAAGGGAUUGCAGCCGGCUGUGAGGAGAAAAAUGGCCUCAUCCUUCGGGAAGAAGGCGUGUCGGCUCUACAGUUUCUACAGCAAAAAAUCCAAGAGCUUUCCCUCUCGGAGCAGAGAGACUCCUUCUUGGUGGCCGACCUGGGAGAGCUGGUCCGGAGACACCGGGGCUUCCUGCGGGCUCUGCCCCGGGUGACGCCGUUUUACGCCGUGAAAUGCAACAACAGCCCCUGGGCGCUGCAGACCCUGAAGAAUCUGGGCACUGGGUUUGAUUGUGCCAGCCAGGGGGAGCUGGAGCAGGUGUUGGAGCUGGGAGUCCCAGCAGCCCGGAUCAUCUACGCCAACCCCUGCAAACAGACGUCCCACAUCCAGUUCGCGGCCAGUCACGGGGUGCGGCUGAUGACCUUCGACAACGAGGGGGAGCUCACCAAGGUGGCCAAGUUCCAUCCCACCGCCAGCAUGGUCCUCAGGAUCAAGACCGAAGACUCGGAGAGCCUGGCCCAACUGAGCGAGAAGUUCGGGGCGCCCCUGGAGAGCUGCCCAUGCCUGCUGGAGGCUGCGAGGGCACUAGGCGUUGCAGUCGUGGGAGUCAGUUUCCACGUGGGCUCCGGCUGCCAGAACUCCCAAACCUUCAGGCGGGCCAUUGAGGACGCCCACCGGGUGUUUGAGAUGGGAAGACAAGAGGGGCACGAGAUGCGUUUACUGGACAUCGGUGGCGGGUUCCCGGGCAACGAGAGCUUCGUGCCCACGUUUGAGGAGAUGGCGGAGGUGAUCAACUCCAGCCUGGAUCGGCAUUUUCCAGAAGGCUCUGGGGUGGAGCUCAUUGCAGAACCUGGGAAAUAUUACGCCAUGUCCGUGUGCAGAGCCGCCGUCAACAUCAUAGCCAAGAGAGAGGUGGUGGAGGAAGGUUCCAAACGAUUUAUGUACUAUAUGAAUAAUGGGGUGUACGGCUCUUUCCAGAGUUUUGCGUUGGAAAAGAUCGAACCAAAACCUAUCGUGAUGAAGAAGAUCAGCUCUGAGCUCCCUGUCUAUCCUUGCUCCCUGUGGGGUCCCACGUGUGACAACUUGGACAAGAUUACGCAGGAUGACAUUCCGCUGCCCGAGCUGGACGUGGGGGACUGGCUGAUGUUUGAGAACAUGGGCGCCUACACCGUCACCCUCACCUCCACCUUCAACGGCUUCCCGGCACCCCCGGUCCACAAUACCGUCAGCAGAGAGCUCAGCCACUGGGUAAUGUGAGGUGGAGACCCCGUCGCUGCCUGUUGCCUCAGGAAUCAAGGCUGACUACGACCUUCUCCUCGGGCCUGCACAACCCGCUCCUCGCUGUUGCUUUCUCCCAUUCAUUUUGCUUUCGCCACUGUCGGUCAGUCAGACGUAUUUAUCGAGCGCUCACUAUGUGCAGAGCGCUGUACUAAGAGCUUAAAAGAGUGCAAUAUAAAAGACAUUCC
Ornithorhynchus anatinus (platypus) is the source of this 1906-nucleotide messenger RNA. RefSeq names its product antizyme inhibitor 2-like. The transcript is spliced from 11 exons. Gene Ontology annotation, molecular function: ornithine decarboxylase activity. Gene Ontology annotation, cellular component: cytoplasm. Bases 195 to 1697 code for a protein of 500 amino acids. The record is from RefSeq and is a predicted model, not a curated record. Lineage: Eukaryota; Metazoa; Chordata; Mammalia; Monotremata; Ornithorhynchidae.